AAGCCAGAGUUGCUGAGAAUCCGAUGGAAUGGCCUUAGUUAACCUGCGGAAGAACUUUGGUCAGAGGCUCCGCAGAGCUCUGUGGACACUGAAGAAGCCUGAGUUGAAUCCCCUGCAGCCAGUAGCCCAGGGGCGUUGGUCCCCCUGGCUCUGUGUGGCCUGUGCGGAUCCGACAGGCCCCUUCAGAGUCAGGUUCCACCAUGCAUGCUGCCAGGACUUCCAUUCAGAAAAUGGAAAGGACCUCAGCAACCUCCACCACACAGCCUCUACAGUUCAGGAUAGGGAUGAGAUGCAGCAGAAUCACAGUAGUUUGGACCAGCAGCUGUUUAACAUGAAGCUGGAUAACUGUGCAUCCUCUAAGGAGGUCUUAGAGCUUCUCUGCCCCCUGCUGCAGAGGCUGCCUGAUGCCCUGGCUGCCCGAGCCUUGCAGCACAUUUGUGAAUUGGAAACCAAAGCUGGGGACAGGACACUGCCCAGGGAGGUCCUGGAGAGCAGCAUCUUCCAAGCUCUGUGUGAGCCCUUCCAGCAGGCGCCCACCGAUCUAUCCCAUGCAGGUCUGCUGACAGCUCUGCAAGCCCUCUCUUUGCUGCAUGUGGGUCCCCAAAAUGCCCAGAGCAGUUUGCUACUGAGCCUGGUGGCUGAAUCAAAGAGGCGUCUCCAAAGGGGGGACCUGGAUGCACACAGUCUCUGCAUCCUGGGGGAGAGCCUCCUGAAACUGCAUGGGCCCAGUAGUUCCACCCUGGAGGUGAUCAUGCAUCAGUUGCAAGCAGAGAAGUUGGAAGCAUUCAGCCCCGACGACAUCGUGGCCCUGUACUGCAUCCUACAGGCAUGUCCCGAGAAGCUGGACCAGCACCAGCUGUUCCUGAACCGGAUCCACAAUUUCUCACUCUCCAUCCUUCCCUACCUGAGUCCCGCAGGCCUCACUCGGAUGCUCACUGCCCUCACGGUUCUGGAUCAAACGCAGGCCCUCCCGCUAGUGAUCAGACUGGGCAAGUACGUGGUGAGGCAGCUCCCAAAGUUCACUGAUGACCAGCUGGGCCAAGUCUUAGAUGCCUUCGUCCACUUUGGCCACAGUGACCGCUUUUUCAUGCGAGUCCUGGAGCAGCACGUGGUUUCCCGUGCUCAGUCGCUGGACCCCGAGAUCCUAGGCAAGAUCCUGGGGUAUUGCAACGGCAAAUGCAUCCUCUCUGCACCCAUCCUGGAUGCUGCUGCCCAGACCUUCCUGUGCCAGUCGGAAAAACUCUCCCCCGCUCAGGUGUGUCAGUUCCUGGAACCCUUCGGAAAACUCAAUUACGUGCCCCCACAGGCCUCCACCAUGUUUAGGAAGCUGGAAAACAGGCUUUUGACUCAGUUCAAGUCCUUCCCUCCAAAAUCGCUAUUGAAGCUUCUCCACUCGUGUUCGCUGCUGGAACAUCAUCCAGUCAACUUCAUGGCCAAGAUCUUCAGCCCGUAUUUCCUUCAGCAGCUGCAAGGUGAGGACCCCCAUCUGGACAGGCUGAGCCUGGCCCAGCUGACACAGCUCUUCCUCACUUCCAUCCUAGAAUGUCCCUUCUACAAGGGUCCCAAGCUUCUCCCUAAGUUCCGCGUGAAGUCCUUUCUGACUCCUUGCUGCUCCCUGGAGACACCAGUGGAGUUUCAACUGUACAAGUCAGUGAUGCAUGGACUCAUCGACCUCCUGGGAGCAAGAUGGUAUUUCGCCUCCAAAGUAUUGACCCCGUAUUGUUACACACUUGAUGUCGAGAUAAAAUUAGAUGAGGAGGGGUUUGUUUUGCCAUUCACAGUGAAUGAAGACAUCCACAAAAGGAUAGCACUUUGCAUUGACGGGCCCAAGAGGUUCUGCUUGAACACCCAGCAUCUACUGGGGAAGGAAGCCACGAAACAGAGACACCUGCGUCUGCUGGGCUACCAGGUGGUGCAGAUCCCUUUUUAUGAGCUUGAGAUGCUGACGUCAAAGAUAGAGCUCGUGGACUACUUGCAGAAGAAACUUUUCUCUCAGAGCACUGGAGUGCACUGGUGACAGAAGAGUGGCUCAGCCUCAGGCGUGUCCUUGGGGACCCGUGUACACAGAGGCCUCUCAAGCAGGACAGAAGAGCCGGUGGAGUGUGUAUAUGCUCCAGAAGAGCCCAUAUACUGUGUAUAUGUUGACCAGCAUAAAUUUGAAUUUAUGAUUCUCCUUAUUUAAUUAUCAGCAUCAAUGAUGCUUUU
Messenger RNA from Suncus etruscus (white-toothed pygmy shrew), 2205 nucleotides. It is a transcript of the gene FASTKD3, whose product is annotated as FAST kinase domains 3. Gene Ontology annotation, molecular function: RNA binding. The record is from RefSeq and is a predicted model, not a curated record. NCBI's taxonomy places the organism in Eukaryota, Metazoa, Chordata, Mammalia, Eulipotyphla, Soricidae. The transcript has 6 exons. Gene Ontology annotation, biological process: mitochondrial RNA processing; regulation of mitochondrial mRNA stability. The coding region runs from base 29 to 2017 and encodes 662 amino acids. Gene Ontology annotation, cellular component: ribonucleoprotein granule; mitochondrial matrix.